Molecule: messenger RNA, 4915 nt
Organism: Amoebophrya sp. A120
Lineage: Eukaryota; Dinophyceae; Syndiniales; Amoebophryaceae
Source: the annotation of a GenBank genome assembly
AUGCAGGACUUGAUCGCCGGUCUGAAGUAUCAAGUGCAAAUAUGUCUGGGUCUGGAAGAGUGCGCGAUUUGUCAUGCUUGUCUUGCAUGACUGUCAUGCACGUUACACGAGAGCGCCAUUUUUCUGUCAUGCAGAAAUGCAGUUUGUCAUGCAGAAGAGGCAACGCCUUCUUCACCUUCACCUAGAAGCUCAGAAACUUGUCAUGCUGAGCCAGCACUUGUGUCCUCCGCAUGAUACGCCCCCCAGCAUCACAAGUUUCCAGACCCUGACAUAUUUGCAUUUGAUAUGAAGGGUAUCAAGUCCAUACAGGAUGUGGUCGAUGUGGUGAAAGACGUCGCGGAGGAGGUAUGCAUUGCAAAACAAAGUAAAUCGUAUUAGUAUAGAUUGCAUUACAAAUUAGCUCAGCGUGACAAAUGGAAUUUCUCAUGCUGUUUUACCUUGGAAUGGAGAUUUGUAAUGCCAGAUUGCGACUUCUACUACGAGCACGAUACCUUUGCAAUGUAUAGGAGGUUGCCUACGACAAAACGCCGUUGGAAAAAAAGCUGCACGAAGCCACUUCGUAUCCUGUGCAAAAGUAUCCUACUCGCAUUGCAGUCAAGCAAUACAAAUCUUUUCCUUGAGGUAAAUCAGCAUUACAAAUUUUAUUUCUCAUGCUGAGGAAAUUUGUAAUGCAUUUAUACGAGUGCGAUACUUUUGCAGUUCAUACUUCGAACCAGAACUGGAAUGUUUCGAAUACGCUCAAAUACUCGCUUUCCGAUGCGACCAGAAGUGGCCACGAUUUUAGGGUAUGAUAAAUGACAUGGAAAAAUCAUGCAUCGGGAUAUAAUGAAUGUGCCAUGCUCAUGUUGCAGUGCUGUAAAAAUUAUACGCCGAUAUUUAGAAGUGCAUUGUUCUAGUUCAUCCAUGCAAGGACAUUAACAAGAAGCGGUUGUGGUUCUCACUACUAUCUUCACUAAAUAACGAGGUAAUAAUGCAGCAUAUCUGGGAGUGCAUCCAUCCUGCGAAGGGGAGGAAAUGGCGACAGGUCUUCAAGGCUUUGACUCUCCUAGAAUUCUUGGUCAAGAACGGAGCGGACAGAUGUACGGAUGACGUGCGGGACAACCAGUUUAAGAUCAGGGUAUAAAUUCUAUGAUAAUUUCGAUUUCAUCGGGCAAGCAACUACUUCAACACACAGUCAGGGGUGAAGUAGCUGGUCCUCGAGCAUGACAGAAAUUUAUUUCCUCAUUCCUUGUUUUCCAUUUCCAGCGGUGCAAAAUCCAAGUCUUUCAUCUAAGUACUUAAAUCGCACUUUUUCAUCUUAUUAUCUGAACUACAGCAAUUGUCCUCUUUCUCGCACAUCGAGGAAGGAAAGGACCGCGGCCAAGGUGUGCGCGAUUUGUCCUCGAUUAUCCUUCAGCUGGUCAACGACCAGACCGUGCUCCAAGAGGAGCGAGGAAAGGCAAAGGAGUCGCGGCAGCGGACCCAGGGUAUUGCGAACAACACGAUAAGCAGUGACCGUGGAAGCGGCCGCUACGGCGGGUUCGGGAGCGACAGCGUGAAUAGGGGCACAAACGGGUUCGAUUCGGGCAACAAGUCGGGGAGCAAGGAGGACAGAAGAAGACAGAACGAAACGACGGCAAGGUAAGGCAAUGACAGAUAUUAGUCCACUGAUGUACAACAAAACGUUGAUUUUUCGUCAUAAUGUCAAGAGUGACACGUCACAGCACCUGUCCAUUCUUGGUCCUAGUCCUGCAUGGCAAAAAAUAACCGACUACAACUCAUGAAGAUUCAGAUUGCGAGUUUACCAUUAUAUGACGAAAAAUCAUCCUACUACAGCAUCGACGACGAUUUCGAUCCGAAUCGAAAAAUUGCGUCGGGCGGCAAAGUUUCGACGGACUUCGUUUCAACAGACACGUCGGGCAAGGUUGGGGUGAAGACCAACAGGAUUGCGGGCAAAAAGCAGGAGAACAAACCGACGGGCAGUCUGCUAGAUGAAGAUCUGCUAGGCGGGGGCGGAGGUAUAUUAUACGAGGAGACAAGUAUAAGUAGAUGUCGAUUAAGAUGGUGCGGACUUUUUUGAUGCACGACACCAUGCGUGACACAAAGACGAUUUUUCAUGCCAGACAUAUGAAAAAUCAAAAUAAUUUCACAGCAGGAGCUAACCCUGGUUUUGCCGACAAUGACUUCGGUGGAUUUUCCGCGGCGGCAGGAAACCAGGCCCCUACUUCCAACAACAUGGACGACUUUUUUGCAUCCACCGGAACCACCAAUGCAAUCAGCGGCGGAACUACAAGUACCGGCUCCAAUAUCCGAGACAAAAACAACAUCGCAAAAAUCAAUUUUGCACAUUUUUGCGAUAAAAAGAUUUUUGUCAUGCGCAAAAAUGCAUCACUGUCAAGAGCCAUAGGGAAUAGGCGGCUUCCCUUUUUUAUGUUUUUGCAAUACAAGAAAAAUUUAUCAUGCGAGACAAAUUGCUAACGCGAAACCUCCUAAAUGUGAUUGUGAUGUCGUUUUUAUUUUUGGAUAUCCAAGGGGUUCACGCCAACUAACGACGGCUUCGGCGAUUUCAAUUCUACGCCCGCUGGGACAGCAGACAAUGGCUUUGGCGCGUUCACUAUCCACAGGAAAUUUUUCGUACACGUGAUGCAAAUGGAAAUGCAGCAGUCUCUGCAUGACAAAACUGGGCUUCGAUCCGAGUUUGGCAUGACAAGCAUUUUUACCCUCCAAUGUGGUGAAAUUUGUGAUGCAUCUUCUACAUGUACGGGAAAUUUGUCUUGCAUAUUCACAACGAGUUCUUCUGUAAAUGCGACCACAAAUUCCUCCGAUUUUGGGUCCUUCUCGACCAGCACCGCGCCCGUCAGCUUUCCGUCAUCCGCUAUGCAAAGAAAAAAUUGUGUAAGUGUAAAUCUGUGAUGCAGAAAAUGCCAAACAGUGACACUUGUCAUGCUCGACAUGCGUGAUCGGCUCGCUUCCUAUGUGUUUUCCCUUUCUAUCUGCGCAUAUAUAACAAGUUCGUCCUGUCAUGGCAGACGAACUUGUGAUGCUGUUUUCCCAAAACCUUACACUAACACAGUUUUUUUCUUGGAUAUCCGCGGGCGAUGGGCUAAUGUCGGCGGGAGGUUUGCUGGACCUCAUGGCCCCGUCACCGGUCGGCGGGCCGGUGGCUUCGAACGGCGGUUUUGGGAACACCAUGUCGACAGCGUCAAGUAAAAAAUCGUCCCCAGCGACGGCACAGUAUACUUGUUUUAUUGGUUCCUUCUAGUAUGGUUAUGGUAAUAAAACGAAAACAAGUGGAUACAAAAGAAAUUUUACUUUUUAGAUAGGGUGCGCCGUGUGCGAUUGCGUCUACCGUUUCAUUUUUCGUGGCAUAUCACUACUUAUGAUCAAAUGAUCACGAUUAUUACUCUGGGAUUAUGCUUGAAGUUGAAUCAAAACAGAAACAACAACAGCAACCCUCUUCUGGACCUCGUGGAUUUCGAUAUGCCAUCUACCACGUCGGCAUCAAAAACCUCGGGCUCACCAAAAACAUCAAGCACCGCAACAUCCGCAACAACUGCUGCACCAAUUAUAUCGGGUGCAGGAGGAGCUGCAGCGGUACAACAGCCCGCAAGCUACACCGGCGCAGCAGCUGCACCUCCGGUCGGGACAAUAAAUUCGAAGCCCACGCCGGGAAAUUUCGGCGCGCUCAGCGGCCCGCCGGCUGCUGCACCCAAUAUCAACAACAUGCCGGGAAUGAUGAACAAUCCGAUGGGCGGUGGUGCUGGGGGAAUGAUGGGCGGAGGAAUGAGCAUGAUGAAUCCGAUGGCAGGGGGAGGAAACAUGAACAUGAUGGGCGGUAUGGGAAUGAUGAAUCCCAUGAUGCAGCAGCAAAACCCGAUGAUGAUGCAAGCUGGUGGUGGAGUACAACACGGCAUGAUGAACAACAACCCAAUGAUGAUGCAGCAACAGAACCCGAUGAUGCAGAUGCAGAACGGCGGUGGAGGUGGAUUCCCGAUGAACAACAAUUUUCAAAACCCUAUGAUGAAUAUGAACAACAUGAGCGCUCCUGCUGCGUCCGCGGGAAACGGGUUCGGAAAUUUCAGUAAAGGAAACACCGGCAACUCGCUGGACCCCUUUGCGGGGUUCUGAAAAUGGAAGCCUUGAUGUUUUGGGGAAGUCGUGAGAACCAAUUUAAAAAUAUCAAUAUGCGUGUUUGAUAUCACUGUAAAAACCGGCACUGGAGGCGGUUGCACAGGAAAAGUACUGCUACUUACUUACUCUUUCUAGACUUUUUCUGUGUGACCUGCUGGUCGUGCUGCGAAAACCAAAAUUUUUUGUUUGUUAUUAGCUUUUACGAGUUUUUGUUUUAGCUUUUAGAGGCACGAGAUCGAGUCGAGGGAAGAUAACCAUCACAAUGAAGGCCGCAGGCAGUGUAUGGAAAAUAACUAUCCGCGCCAUCAAUGUCUCCAUCAUAGGGACAAAGUGCUCUACUGGCUGGUGUUUGCUCCUGCGGGUGUCAUUUGUUUUCAGACAGCACUGCUAGUUGAAGUUUUCAGUUUUUGCUUUUCUUUGGAAAAUAAACGCCGCCCUGGUGCGACUUUUUCAAAAAAUUCAAACUGUAAUGAAAAGAAACUAGUAGAGAAUUGUGAGUGGUUGAGGGUGCGGGCUGAAGUAAAAACUUUUUCAACAAAAAAAAUGCGAAUUCGGCUGUUUUUUUCGACAUUCUGCCUUGUCUGUUGUUUUUUCUCAUUUGCUUGUUCUCUUUACUUGAUUUUCUUUUCUGCACCCGGUGUUAGCUAUCAAAAGAGCGACGUGGAGACAGAACUACUCUUUACCCUGAUACGUGUGUGUUUUUCUUUCUUCGUCUUGACUGACCGACCCUUCAAAGCUGUUUUGUAGAGUUGAGACAAAGAACUUAUUGGAGAACCAGGAAAAACGCGACGGGACCGGGUCAGAC